Molecule: messenger RNA, 1905 nt
Organism: Phytophthora infestans T30-4
Lineage: Eukaryota; Oomycota; Peronosporomycetes; Peronosporales; Peronosporaceae
Product: sphingosine-1-phosphate lyase, putative
Exons: 1
Coding region: 45-1868 (607 amino acids)
Biological process (GO): sphingolipid catabolic process; carboxylic acid metabolic process
Cellular component (GO): endoplasmic reticulum
Molecular function (GO): sphinganine-1-phosphate aldolase activity; pyridoxal phosphate binding
Source: RefSeq, a predicted model, not a curated record
CACAAAGAGAAGACGUCUACUUUGAGUCAAAGUUUGACAUCACCAUGGCACCGUCUUUUGCAGAUCUCCUGCCCAUACCAGAAGAGCGUCUGCCGACCUACGCUGUGGCCGCGCUCGUGCUCUAUUUCUCUCUACGCCCGCUCUUCAACGUGGAUCGCGCGCUCGCCAAGAUCUGGCCGUCGCUAGUGCUUCUCUUCGCCUACUACCGCUACCGCCUAGCCGUCACGUCAUCGCCCACGAGCUUCUUCCUGCAGCUGUGGACGGCAGCGCAGCAGCGCGCCCCUGCGGUGGAAGCUGUCUUCAGCGACACGCUGAUGCUCGUGCUGGCCGUCACCGCCUUCUCCAACGCUGUGCAGACCCUACGUCACAUGCGCUACGUCUCUCGCAAGAACAUGCUGAACGUAGUAGGUGGCGCCGUGGUGAAUGCUCUCAAGAAGCUGCCAAUCAUAUCCGCCAAGGUGGCAGACGAGAUGCGCAAGAUCGAGAGCGAGGUGGAGCACUCGCUCAAGGGCAACGACCCACUGUCCGGCAAGAUGGAGAAGCUACGUGCUCUUCCUGAUCGAGGUAUGGACGACAAGAAACUGCUGACCUUAAUGGAAGAUCUGGCAGGCAACAGCGACGACAAGUGGAGAGACGGACUCGUCUCAGGAGCUGUAUACCACGGCGAGAAGGAACAUCUGGACGUGCUGAACAAGGCUUACGCGCUAUUCGCAGUGACCAAUCCGCUACACGCUGACUUGUGGCCGGCAGUGAAUAAGUUUGAAGCUGAGGUCAUCGCCAUGACGGCAGCAUUGAUGAACGGAGGCCACCCAGAAGUCUGUGGGACGCUCAGCUCCGGCGGUACGGAGAGCAUCUUCCUCGCGACCAAGACGCAUCGAGAGCACUACCGUCACAAGCACGGGAUUACUAAACCCGAGAUCAUUGCGUGUGUGACUGCACAUGCAGCUAUUGAUAAGGCCUGUGAGAUCCUGGGUAUUAGACUAAUCAAGGUGCCUAUGAACCCCAAGACACUGAAGAUGGACCUGAACGCAGUACGCUGGAGCAUUUCAGCCAAUACGAUCAUGCUUUACAGUAGUGCCCCCAACUUCCCACACGGCAUGAUCGACGAUAUUGAGGCGCUCUCGACACUGGCAGUGCAGAACGACGUCGGUCUUCACGUCGACUGCUGUCUCGGUGGAUUCGUACUGCCAUUUGCACGCCAGCUCCGUAACGAUAUCCCUGUAUUCGACUUUGCGCUGCCAGGUGUAACCAGCAUGUCGUGUGAUACACACAAGUACGGCUACGGCUCCAAGGGCACGUCGGUGGUGCUGUACAAGAGCCCGGAGAUUCGACGAUUCCAAUAUUUCUCGUACGCGGAUUGGACUGGCGGACUGUACGCAACCCCCACGCUGGCCGGCAGUCGUCCUGGCGCACUGAGUGCUGCAGCGUGGGCGUCCAUGGUGCGUCUCGGACGUGAAGGAUACCUCGAGAAGACGAAGGGGAUUUUGGACACUGUGGACGAGAUCAAGGCUGGUAUCAAGCGUAUCGAUGGCAUCCACUUGCUGGGCGAUCCGAAGGCGAUGGUGGUGAGCUUCGCUGGUGACAAGGGCGUGAAUGCACUUAAAGUCAGUGAUGCGAUGGCGAAACAUGGAUGGAGUCUUAGUCCGCUACAACACCCGAUUUCGGUGCAUUUGUGUGUGACGGUUCGCCACAUUGGCAAGGCGAACAAGUUCCUGAAUGCACUCGAAGAAGCUGUGAACGAAGUGAAGCAAGACCCCAACCCGUCGCCUGAGGGUGGCAGCGCCAUCUAUGGCAUGGCCUCCAGCUUGCCGGCGGGACCUGUGGAUGAUCUUCUUCGUAUCUACACGGACAUUACGCUGAAGGUCUAAGAGGAAAGCAAUGGAUUUAUUUUUUGUAUGAGAAAAA